Messenger RNA from Tachysurus vachellii, 491 nucleotides. It is a transcript of the gene cox7a1, whose product is annotated as cytochrome c oxidase subunit 7A2, mitochondrial. The coding region runs from base 128 to 376 and encodes 82 amino acids. The transcript is spliced from 4 exons. Gene Ontology annotation, biological process: mitochondrial electron transport, cytochrome c to oxygen; regulation of oxidative phosphorylation; mitochondrial respirasome assembly. The record is from RefSeq and is a predicted model, not a curated record. Lineage: Eukaryota; Metazoa; Chordata; Actinopteri; Siluriformes; Bagridae.
AUACUUGGCAUCUGUUCAAGAGCUCUCUGGUGUGUGUGUGUGUGUGUGUGUGUGUGUGUGUGUGUGUGUGUGUGUUCUUGUACGGCCUCACUCUAAACAAGCAGCAGGACAUUUCGCAGAGUCGGACAUGAGACACUUAUUGAGCCUUCAACGUGUGGCCACCAGGGCCUUCAAUACAACAGCCAGGCAAAUGAGGAACAGGGUUCCAGAGAAGCAGAAGCUUUUCCAGGAGGAUAAUGGUUUGCCUGUCCACAUCAAAGGGGGAAGCACUGACAUGCUCCUCUACCGUGUAACCAUGACCCUCACUAUUGUUGGCACUGGGUUUUCCUGUUACUGGCUUCUGGUGGCUUCGAUGCCCAAAAGCAAAGCAGAAUAAGAAGAGGACCUGAGAAAACUGUUCAUGUGUCAUAUGAAUGGAUUUUAAAUGACUUCCUACUGUACAGACAAUUCUGAUUAAAGACAUUCUUGAUGUUUAGUGUGUAUAAAGUAAA